Glycine soja is the source of this 1206-nucleotide messenger RNA. RefSeq names its product succinate dehydrogenase subunit 3-1, mitochondrial-like. Gene Ontology annotation, biological process: tricarboxylic acid cycle; mitochondrial electron transport, succinate to ubiquinone. Gene Ontology annotation, cellular component: membrane. The coding region runs from base 118 to 867 and encodes 249 amino acids. Gene Ontology annotation, molecular function: succinate dehydrogenase activity; electron transfer activity. The transcript has 5 exons. Lineage: Eukaryota; Viridiplantae; Streptophyta; Magnoliopsida; Fabales; Fabaceae. The record is from RefSeq and is a predicted model, not a curated record.
UCCACACGCCCCAGAAAAAAUCACCAACAUCGCAUCACUCGAUCUCACUAAUCCUUUCUCUUCUCAGUUCUCUCGUUAGUAUUCUUCCAAUCUCCGUCGAUCACCACUAACACCACCAUGUCGUGGCUCCUCCGAUCCACCAAGUCAAAACUCCUCUCUUCCUCAUCUUCACUUUCUAGAACCUUCCCCUCUCUCUCACGCUCCGGCCCCACACUUGACCUCCCUCAGAUCGGAGCCAUCUCUCCCCUCCCCGAUCUCUUCCACCGCAGCACCGCUACCAUGCCUUUCGCGAAGGAAAACGCUUCCGGUGGAAACUUGGCCGGUCUUCCCAAAGUUCCUGCGAAUACGCUUGGCAGUGACUCUAAUGCGAUCAAUUCUCCGAGGUACAAAGCUUCUGGACUGGACACGAAUGUGCUGGCUGGAGCUAGAUGUGUCUCUGGAGUUUGGGCUGCACAGGGUCCAAUGCGAUUGGUAGUCAAUACCGUGAUGGCUAGAAGUUUUGAGAGAAGUAUGGAAGCUGGCACAUUGGGAAUGAUUGGUCAUAAACGUUUUAUGAGUGACAUCCCAAGUAAAACCAGUGAGACAAACCUAUCUGGUUUUCGUCCGCUAUCUCCUCAUCUUCCUCUUUAUCAGCCCCAACUUUCUUCGACCCUCUCAAUUUUCAAUAGAAUUGCUGGAGCUUUCCUAGCCGGUGUCAUUUUGCUUUUUUAUAUGAUCUAUAUGAAAUUGGGUUUGGUUAGCCUCACCUAUGACUCUUUCUACCAGUUCAUAUUUUAUUCAUCAAAACUCAACCUGCUUGUCAUGGAGAUUUCUGCCUUAGCCGUGUCCUAUCAUCUGUAUAGUGCAAUUCGUCAUUUAUUCUUAUGAUUAGAAUCAACAAUUGACACCUGAACUGUACGUUUGAACCUGAGGUGGAACUUUGCAUAAUUCGACCUUGGAGGCAUGCAUCCAUAUGUCUGUCAGUCAUAAGGAACUUCAUUAAGAAAUGUGAAUUUGCUUUAUUGUAGUUAUGUAUUAUUGACUUAAUAAUUACAAUUCUGGCACAACUUUCUGUUUAGUGCUGAGCAUAACUGCAUCUAUUUUGCACCUGACACUUGGUCAUGCUUUUUUGCAGCCCUCUCAAAUUGCUGUAAGUAAAUGUUGCAUUUAAUAAAUGCAUUUGAGUUUUGGUGACUCUUGAAAUGCAUUAUCCCUUGUACGAUGCAA